AUGUGCGAUGCUUCCGGUGCGGAAAAAUGGGUCACUACGCACGUGAGUGUACGGCACCUGUACACUCAAACCAAGGUCGACGUUACUGGGUAUCGUCACGGUCGAACAAAAACACGCAAAGGACCAGUAGGCGCGGGUCAUGCGUGUCUACAAUGGACACGCGGUAUUGAGGGCUGGAGCCCCAGUGUGAGGGAAUCUCACUGCAAGGUGCAAGAUGACGUACCAAAACGUGUCAUCUUAAAGGUGACGUCGAUGACGAACAGAGCGGACUCUCUUCGGGUGUUGGUGAACUCGGGCACGUCGAACAACUCUGUUCGACAGCAAUGUCUGCCGCUGUUGGACUUCGCGAAGAAGCAUGUGCCUCGAAGUCAGUUGGAAGUACGAUUGGCAACGGGUGCCACCAUGAAGACCGAGAAGCGCGUAAUUUGCGCACACUUCUCGUACAAACACCGGGUGUUUGUGGAAGAACUUCUCGUCCUGGCCUUGAACGACAAGUUCGACAUGGUGUUGGUUAUGCCGUGGCUUGCACGGCAUGAUCCUAUUAUCGACUGGGAGAAGCAUACGGACGUACACUUCGGACGCCGCAGCGCAACAGAGAGCGAUGGCUCUGUUCGUGCAGCAGAUACACCUAACGGUGCAUCCAAACCUCCUAUAGAGAGAGUGGCUCGCACCGCUGUCUCCGGUCGUAGCGCGCGGGUUAUAACGACUCCGGGAGUCGUUGACAGAAAGGAGUGUCUAGUCAGGGACCCGACACUACCAAGAAAUCAUCCGCCGUGA
Molecule: messenger RNA, 777 nt
Organism: Phytophthora megakarya
Lineage: Eukaryota; Oomycota; Peronosporomycetes; Peronosporales; Peronosporaceae
Source: the annotation of a GenBank genome assembly